Molecule: messenger RNA, 761 nt
Organism: Ostrinia furnacalis (Asian corn borer)
Lineage: Eukaryota; Metazoa; Arthropoda; Insecta; Lepidoptera; Crambidae
Product: cyclin-dependent kinase 2-interacting protein
Exons: 4
Coding region: 122-700 (192 amino acids)
Source: RefSeq, a predicted model, not a curated record
AAUUACGCAUUUCCUGCUUUACGUCAAUGUCAUAAUGUCAAAACAAAAGUGACCAAAAUAAUUUGCGAAAACUGCCAUGCAUUGCGUUUUUAAAUAAAAGAUCACAGAAAUCGUUUCAACCAUGUCCAAAACUCCACCAAAUAAUGUGGACGCCGCUCAAAAUUUUACACCUAGAGAAUUACCAACGCCAAAUAAAGAUACACCUGGUAUUUCGAAGACAGUCUUUACUCAUGUAUCAACUUUGCAUGGGUUGUUGAUUGACUGGAAUCGGUUCCGCGAAAAAGGAGUGAAACUGUGUAGAGCCAUCUAUGCCUUGAAGCUGUAUGAGUGUGCUGAUGACUACUAUCCUUCCCAACUCAAACCACUCAUGGACAAUCUUGUAGAAGCUUUGAAUGGCUUGAAGGAUGUUGUAGAAGGGGCAGAGGUGGUGAACAAGCAAUUGGAAGCUUUGGCCAACCUGCAACCAUCGGAUGAGCCAAUCAUCCUCACCUGGACUGCAAAGAAAAUCUCUGAGACAGUCAACAAAAUAUUCACAUCUAUGCAAAAGGAAUUCAAAGUGAAACAAAUCAUCACUGAAAAUAUUGCUCAUUGCCGAGAUGAAAAAAUGAUUGACGUUUAUAUUAGCUCCUGGGAACUUGAACCGUUUUUUGAACCCAACGCCUAUUUGUUUGCUGAAGUUGGAUUGCCCGGAAUAACAUAGAUUUAUUUAUUAAUUUUGUCAUAAUGAUUAAUUUAUAAUUAACAAUAAAUUAUGUACUGUC